Messenger RNA from Ficedula albicollis (Collared flycatcher), 1800 nucleotides. It is a transcript of the gene SSBP3, whose product is annotated as single stranded DNA binding protein 3. The record is from RefSeq and is a predicted model, not a curated record. Gene Ontology annotation, cellular component: nucleus. Gene Ontology annotation, biological process: positive regulation of transcription by RNA polymerase II. Gene Ontology annotation, molecular function: single-stranded DNA binding. The transcript has 17 exons. Lineage: Eukaryota; Metazoa; Chordata; Aves; Passeriformes; Muscicapidae. The coding region runs from base 1 to 1317 and encodes 438 amino acids.
AUGGCAACCUUUUUCUUCUCCCCGCCGCCCCCACCCACUCCCCAGUUCAAUCUAAACCUCAGUUUAAACUGUGAAGCGAGUUUGGCCCUGCUCAGGCAGGUCCCGGUGGCCGUGAACAUUCCCACGGGCGCCGCAGCGCCGCCGCCGCCGCGGGAGUCCCUCCCACGGCCCGCGGCUCCCCACGCCGCCGCCCGAGCCUCCCUGCGCUCGCACGGAGCGCAUGCCCCGCUCACAACACAGCAUCCCCCGUGCUCUCGGUGCAACCUCCCGGCUCGAGCAGCGGGCUACUUUUGCUUCCUUAAGCGCCCAGCAUCCCCGCGUCUGUCGGUCGGGUCCGAGCGCGUGUUUUGGGACCUGUACUGCGCAGCUCCCGAAAGGCGAGACACUUGUGAACAUUCGAGUGAAGCCAAAGCCUUUCAUGACUACAGCGCAGCUGCUGCCCCGAGUCCCGUGCUUGGAAACAUUCCCCCGAAUGACGGGAUGCCCGGGGGCCCCAUCCCGCCCGGCUUCUUCCAGGGACCGCCUGGGUCACAGCCCUCGCCACACGCACAGCCUCCACCCCACAAUCCUAACAGCAUGAUGGGACCCCACAGUCAGCCGUUCAUGUCGCCGCGCUACGCCGGAGGCCCCCGGCCCCCCAUCAGGAUGGGCAACCAGCCCCCGGGUGCUGUUCCUGGUACACAGCCAUUGCUGCCCAAUUCGAUGGAUCCCACGCGACAGCAAGGGCACCCUAACAUGGGCGGCCCCAUGCAAAGGAUGAAUCCUCCGCGAGGGAUGGGCCCCAUGGGUCCCGGUCCGCAGAACUACGGCAGCGGCAUGAGACCUCCACCCAACUCCCUAGGUCCUGGCAUGCCUGGAAUUAACAUGGGGCCGGGCGCUGGCAGACCGUGGCCGAACCCCAGCAGUGCUAACUCAAUCCCAUACUCUUCUUCAUCGCCUGGUACAUACGUGGGUCCGCCUGGUGGCGGUGGCCCUCCAGGGACACCCAUCAUGCCCAGUCCUGCAGAUUCAACAAAUUCAAGUGACAACAUCUACACAAUGAUUAAUCCAGUACCGCCCGCAGGCAGUCGAUCGAAUUUCCCGAUGGGCCCCGGCUCUGACGGCCCCAUGGGCGGCAUGGGCGGCAUGGAGCCCCAUCACAUGAACGGAUCAUUAGGGUCAGGAGACAUAGAUGGACUUCCAAAAAAUUCUCCAAACAACAUAAGUGGCAUUAGCAAUCCCCCGGGCACUCCAAGAGACGACGGGGAGCUGGGAGGCAAUUUUCUCCAUUCCUUCCAAAAUGACAAUUAUUCCCCCAGCAUGACGAUGAGUGUGUGAUUUCCCUCCCCCUCCUCCUCUCCAGGAUCAAGAGAGUCAGCUGCCGUUCGGAGGAUCUCAACGAAUUAUGCAAGAAGAAGAAGAAGAAGAAGAAGAAGCUAGGUGUAUGGGCAGGGACACGCGUGGCGGGGGCCAAAACCCCAGGUUUAGUUUCAUGCAAUAAAAAGGCUGAACUUUUUAUUCCAUAAAACAUGAAGGACAAAACUUAAAAUAUUUCAAGACAUGACAAGACCCUUCUUUGUGCAGAAGGGUUUAUAUAUGUACAUGACACUUCUUUUUGGAAACAAACGGAAGCCUCUAGCACCCAACUCCGAUCUCUUUGCUUUGUUCUUUUAAAUAAAGACAGAAACCGAACCUGUUGUAUGUUUGUGCCGUGCGACACCAGGAAGCUAGUCUAGAUAUGAAAUCAUGUUGUCUCUGUUGUAGUCAUUUUUUUAAAUAAACUGGACAGUUUACAAUGGUGGUUUUCGUUCAGAAGGCCUG